AUGCAAUCAGAUACUGUUGAUCCCGAACAAGCUUAUUUACAUUAUCCAGACGAUGCAGUUGGAUCAACACAAAAAGUUGUUGAAGUGCAACUUUGCUUAGUUGAACUUCCGCAAGAACAGCUUGCAUCAAAUGCAGAAGCACAAUUUACUGUUAAGGAGACACAAGUAUCACUCUAACAUUAUUUAGUUGAAUCACAAUAGGAUUUACUCGAACUUCCACAUAUACAAUCUGAUACCGUUGAUACUGAACAAGCUUAUUUACAUGAUCCAGAUGUAGCAGCGAUGUCCACACAGUAUGUAGAGCUCAGGCAUUCUACUUAAUCUGUUCCACACAAGCAUGAAUUUGAGUUUAAAUUUUAAGAACAUUUUUAUUUACAUACUCCAGUUGAGGCUGAUACAUCACUGCAUACUUCUGAUGAGCCACAAGUCACUAAGGUAGAUGUUCCACAUAUGCAGUUUGAUUUUUUUGAAGAAGAACAAGCUGUAGUUUAACAUUUUGAAUCAACCCAUUCAUAUGGUGAAAUGCAAUCAGAUUAGCUCCUAAAUAAAGUUGCAUAGCAAGCUCCACUUUAUGCAUAGCAUCCAAAGUAGUUAGAACAGAUUGAAGUGCUUAAUGCCCCACAAUUUAUACACUAAUUGCUAGUGGAAAGACCACAUCCUGUUGAAAUGCAUGAAGAAAUUGGUACACUAGAGCAUUUUGUGCAAGCUGAGUUAUACCACCCACACAUAUUUCUACAAUCAGCUUAAUCCCAAUCUGAACAUUAAUAACAUCCUCCAUCAGACCACCAAGCACAACCUGUUUCUGCCUCACAAACUGCUAAAUCAGUGGAGUCACAAACAGCAGAUGCUUUUUGUAAUGUAAAAAAAAGAAGAACAAAGGAAAUCAUAAAAUGCUAAUAAAAUUUCAUAUUAUUGUAUUGUAAAAUGCUAACUGAAGAUUUAAGAUAUGAUCUCAUAUGA
Messenger RNA from Paramecium octaurelia, 960 nucleotides. NCBI's taxonomy places the organism in Eukaryota, Ciliophora, Oligohymenophorea, Peniculida, Parameciidae. The record is from the annotation of a GenBank genome assembly.